AAGCAUUUCCGGUUUUAAACCGAAGCGGCAGCUGCGAGAGUGUGUGUGUGAACGGUUUCUCAUCGACUUUUGUCGUCGUUUCUUGCUAAAAUGCCGUAUGCUAACCAGCCCACGGUGAAAAUAACAGAACUCACGGACGAAAAUGUCAAGUUUGUCAUCGAAAACACUGACUUGGCAGUCGCAAACUCCCUGCGCCGCGUCUUCAUGUCAGAAGUUCCCACAAUAGCGAUCGACUGGAUCCAGAUCGACGCCAACUCCUCGGUGCUUCACGACGAGUUCAUCGCGCACAGAGUCGGACUCAUCCCCCUCACGAGUGACGACAUCGUGGACAAGCUGCAGUACUCCAGGGACUGUACCUGUGAUGAUUUCUGUGCAGAAUGCGCCGUGGAGCUGACGCUGGACGUCCGAUGCACCGAGGACCAGACCCGUCACGUCACCUCCCGGGACCUGUUGUCCAACCACGCCAGAGUCAUCCCGGUGACGUCCAGGAGCAGAGACAACGACCCCAACGACUACGUGGAGCAGGACGACAUUCUGCUGGUGAAGCUGCGUAAAGGCCAGGAGCUUCGGCUCAGAGCUUACGCUAAGAAAGGCUUCGGGAAGGAACACGCCAAGUGGAACCCGACGGCGGGGGUGUCCUUCGAGUACGACCCGGACAACGCCCUGAGACACACGGUCUACCCCCGGCCCGAGGAGUGGCCGAAGAGCGAAUACUCUGAGAUAGAAGAGGACGAGGUUCAGGCUCCGUACGACCCCAACGGGAAACCUGAAAGGUUCUAUUACAACGUGGAGUCGUGUGGUUCUCUGCGGCCGGAGACCAUCGUCAUGUCGGCGCUGGCCGUCCUGAAGAAGAAGCUGAGCGACCUCCAGACGCAGCUGAGCCACGAGAUCCAGAGCGACGUGCUCACCAUCAACUGAAGAAGAAGAACGACAAUGUGUUGUUAUGACGAUGUGUUAUCGUUAUGAGCCUGUUUAACAUGUAUUCUCAGCUUCUGUGUCAAUGUCUAUCAGCGCUUUUUUGUGUUUAUUGUUGGUUUAACACCUAAAACUGUUCAUUAACUAUUGUGUUUUUUAAAAGAAAAAAAUAAACUAGUUUUUGAGGAA
Mugil cephalus (flathead mullet) is the source of this 1104-nucleotide messenger RNA. It is a transcript of the gene polr2c, whose product is annotated as RNA polymerase II subunit C. Gene Ontology annotation, molecular function: DNA-directed RNA polymerase activity; protein dimerization activity. Gene Ontology annotation, cellular component: RNA polymerase II, core complex. Bases 91 to 918 code for a protein of 275 amino acids. NCBI's taxonomy places the organism in Eukaryota, Metazoa, Chordata, Actinopteri, Mugiliformes, Mugilidae. The transcript is spliced from 9 exons. The record is from RefSeq and is a predicted model, not a curated record. Gene Ontology annotation, biological process: DNA-templated transcription.